UGAGGUACUGAGGAGCGGUGAUAUGGAGGUGGUGCAUAUACGGAGUCCUCGAAACUAUCGUCACCAAAACUCGUAAACCAACCAUGAUAUGAUAUCUCCACUCAUACUAUAAUCAAUGCUGCUUCUUCUACUCCAUACACAGUAACGCAAUUUGCAACUUCUAACAAACAAUGCUACUCACGUGUCACCACCACCCUUUCUUACUCGGCGCAAUCACCACUAACAGAAACUACAACCUCUCACUCUCCCUCUCCAUCAUAACCUCUCGCCCCUUCCACCUCACCACUCCAAACCUUAAACUCACCGCUCAUCGCUUCAAUUCUCUCACAGUCAGCGCCAACUCAUUUCCUCUCCGAUCCCAACAUGUCACUGCCGAUUCCAAUUUUGACUCUCUCCUUUCUUUCCUCGAGUUCUCCUGCCUCCUCUCUUCCGCCGUCGCGUCCUCCGCUGCCACCGUGGUCGCGGCUUCCAAGAACGAGCUACUGGCCGGGAUCGGCACCAGAGCCGCUCCGUUUGGCGUCACGAUGCUUGUGAUCGGGGUUUUGAUCGGCGUUUGGAUUCGGAGGCGCCAGUGGAGGCGCGUGUGUGUGGAGAACGGGAAGAAUGGGUUGGAGGUUAACUUUCUCCAGAGGAUUGAGAAAUUGGAGGAGGAUUUGAAGAGUUCCCUGACGGUUGUUAGGGUUUUGUCCAGACAGCUCGAGAAAUUAGGGAUUAGGUUUAGGGUUACGAGAAAGGCCUUGAAGGAUCCCAUAGCUGAGACUGCAGCUUUGGCCCAGAAAAAUUCCGAGGCUGCUAGAGCAUUAGCAGUGCAAUCAGACAUUUUAGAGAAGGAACUAGGUGAAAUUCAACAGGUUUUAUUAGCAAUGCAGGAACAACAGCGAAAACAACUUGAUCUGAUUCUUGCAAUCGGGAAGGCUGGUAAGCUAUGGGAAAGCAAGCCCGAAACCAGUGAUCGACAAGAUACAUUAGAAAUGUCAAACUCGGCUGAGGGUGUGAUAAAACAGGAGGUGCACCAAAUAUGAAGAUUGGGUUAAAAUAGGAGGAAAUUCCUGAAAUUUUGAAGUAGCAAAUCAUGAAUACCUCAAAUUUGCUGUGGAUACAGGUGAGAGGAGAUUACUCGAGAGAGGUAAGAUAUACUAAGGUAGGAGCAUUUGUUGAACUCUGUCCAGCUCUGUAGUAAAAGUUUAGGAAAGAUCUGCUGGUUCUUCGUGUCGGUGCAUGUACUUUGAAAUCAAAUUUAUAAGCUGUUCAUCAAUUUUGUUUUUAAAUGCUUAUAUUGGUAGUAUUAGGGCUCGGUACAACAUU
Molecule: messenger RNA, 1305 nt
Organism: Vigna unguiculata (cowpea)
Lineage: Eukaryota; Viridiplantae; Streptophyta; Magnoliopsida; Fabales; Fabaceae
Cellular component (GO): chloroplast envelope
Source: RefSeq, a predicted model, not a curated record